AUUCCAAGAAAACUCUGUAUAUUCGGGUCCCUGUUUGUAUUAUAAAAUUUAAGCCAAUUUAAAGGCAGUUUUUUGCAGGCGAUUUAUAAAAUACACUUUGUUAAUUAGUUCUGCUUUGUUAUUUUUGUAAAUUAAAAAAUAUUUUUAUUUUUUUAUGUACUUCACAGUAUGUGAGAUUUCACCUCCGUUAACUGUCCCAAGUUCUGAAAUAUAACCUUUAAAUGAUAAUUUUAGCAAUAUAUUACAGUUAAAGGUUUAUUUUUCAAACAUGAUUCGAAAAUAAAAUUCAAAAAAUAGACACCCACGUAAUGUUAUCUCAAAUACUAGAAAGUAUUUGGCCAAAAAAAUAGUUAAAAUUGACUGACCCGAGUAAUUUUCUCAUUUCCGUUAUUGAACUAUCUAAAUUAGAAAUAAAUUCAUUAGACGGCGCUAGAAGGCAAUACCGAUUGUCAGUUAUUCAGUUGAAUUCUUAAGUUAUGGUGACUAUGUUUUUCCAAGUUUGAAGUAAAUAUUUUGAGAGUUUUAUCGAGUUUUAAAAGAAAAUAAGCAACAGGUGAAGCUUAAUUCUCACUCCGGUUAACGUGACUUAAACAGGUAAAGCAAUUACAUUUGAAUAAUUUAAUUAUUUGCAUUUAUUUAUGAAAAUAUGAUAUUAAAACUUUUGAGGUUAGUUUCUUUCAUGAACAAAGUAGUAAAUUAAAGGCGGCAAAUUUAUAUAAAAGUCUCACUUCCGUUAAUCUCACUACUGUUAAUUAGGAAAAUUAACGGAUGUGAGGGUAAAUUAACGGAGGUGUAAAAAUAUGAGAUUUAGAGAAAUAUUGUAUUUAUUUCAGUUAUUAUUAAUAAAAAAAUCAAGUAUGGCUAAGACCAAGGAAAAACUUGAAAAGAAAAAAAAAUACGAAUCGAAAAAAUUACGAAAAUUACAAAAUCAACGAUCAAAGGAAUGCAUGAAAAAAUUACGUAAACAAAUUAGAAACGACCCGGUUCUACAUGAACAGCAAAAGAAAAGGGAACGGGAGAGGUAUUUAGCUAGAAAAGAAGCUGGAAAAAUUAAAAGUAUAUGUUAUAUGAAUGAUAGGGAAAAACGAAAAGUAAGAAAACAAUGGAGAGAGCGAAGCAAAAAAAUCAUAUAAUGCGAAGA
This is a messenger RNA of Psylliodes chrysocephalus, 1141 nucleotides long. Lineage: Eukaryota; Metazoa; Arthropoda; Insecta; Coleoptera; Chrysomelidae. The record is from the annotation of a GenBank genome assembly.